GAGCUUGACAACAAACACCCCAGCACGAUCCCCUAUAAGCAUCCACCUUCUACUCUUUCAGAUUGCUUCAAAGGUACAAAGAGAACUCAGAAAACGUGAGAGAGAGAGAGAGAGAGAGAGAGAGAGAGAGAAAGAGAGAGAGAGAUGAUUCACAGUUUUGUGUCUGCAUGAGCUUUGCCGAUAGAGACGCAGAUACAAAAAAACAUAUAGGAUGUGCUACAAGUUGGCUGAGACCAGCAUAGAUGGACCUUUUACAGAGGUCUUGCACUAUAAAGACAAAGAGCAGGUGGAAACACUGCCCUUACAGUUGAACAACUUGAGAAAGAAGCAGAUCCUCACAGAUGUUGUCCUUUGCUCAGAUGGCAAGGAGAUCCCCUGCCACCGGAACAUUCUGGCAUCCAGCAGUCCUUACUUUUUUGCUAUGUUCUGCAGCAACUUUCGGGAAAGCCAACAGGCCCGGGUGAUCAUGCAGGGAGUUCCCCAUGACAUUUUGAGUAGCAUUGUGGACUAUGUUUACACAGGGAACAUCAGCAUCACCAUGGAGCUGGUUCUUCCUCUGAUGCAAGCUGCUGCUAUGCUACAGUAUGGAAGGCUUUUUGAGGCCUGCUCAACCUUUCUUCAGGCCCAGCUCAGUCCUGGCAACUGCCUGAGCAUGAUCCGUCUCUCAGAGAUCCUGCACUGUGCCAGCUUGCAGGAGAAAGCCCGAGAGUUGGCAGUGAGAAGUUUCUCUGACGUUGUGUCUUCCGAGGACUUCUGCGAGCUCUCCCUGCAUGAGCUGGUGGGAUACCUGGAGGAUGACCAGUUGUGUGCUGAAGAGGAGCAGGUGUUCGAGAUCCUCCUAGCCUGGAUCCAUCAUGAUCCAUUUGCUCGCCAUGGUGUCAUCCAUGAUCUCUUCCGACGAGUGAGACUACGACACAUCCAUCCAUCCUACCUCUUCCAGUUCAUCGCAAACGACCCACUGGUGCAGUCCUCCUUCCUGUGUACAGAGAUCAUUGAAUCAGUUCGACGUCUUCUCUUUUCCGUUGGCUCCUCUUGCCCGGGUGAUCUGCAGCUACUCUGGGCAACUCCACGGCGCCACACCUGUAAAGAAGCUCUUGUGGUUGUGGGUGGUCGGAAGAACAAUGAACGCACAUCUCGAGAGGCACUGCUUUUUGAUGAACAGUUGCAAUGCUGGCAAUGGCUAGCUAAGCUCCCUGUACGACUCUACCGUGCCUCCUACGUUUGUAUGCAUAGCAUCCUAUAUGUUCUGGGAGGCCUGGUCAUGAGGGCAGGAGGAUGCAGCGUACCUAGUGCCAUGGUAUACACACUGUCCAUCAAAACAAACCAGUGGAGAAUGGCUGAGUCCAUGCUAGCUCCUCGAUUUGCCCAUCAGAGUAUCUCCUAUCUGCAUUUCAUCUUCGUUCUUGGAGGGGUUACAGGUGAUGGACAAAUUUCCGAUGGGGUAGAGAGGUACAACACCAUGUUCAACCAAUGGGAGCCCAUGGCUCCAAUGCCAACUGCAGUCCAGCACCCUGCUGUGGCAGCACAUGACCAGAGAAUCUAUGUGUUUGGAGGGGAAGAUGCCAUGCAAAACCCAGUAAGACUGAUACAGGUAUACCACAUUGGAAGGAAUCACUGGUGCAAAAUGGAGAACAGGACGGUGAAGAAUGUGUGCGCCCCUGCUUCAGUUAUUGAUGGCAAAAUCUACAUCAUUGGAGGUUACACAAGAAGAAUGGUGGCCUAUGACAUCAAGGCGAACAAGUUUGUUAAAUGUGAGAAUAUGAAAGAAAGGAGGAUGCAUCACUCAGCCACUGUCGUCAACAACAAGCUCUAUGUCACUGGGGGACGCUACCUUAAUGGCCAUGACAUUAUCGAGGAUUCAGACAGCUUCGACUUCUAUGACCCAGAGACAGACACGUGGGCAUCGAAGGGCACUCUUCCAUUUAAACUAUUUGACCAUGGUGCAGUUCCUAUGGUGUUUGUUUCCGACAAGCCUUUUCCCACAUGAAUACAAUCAUGUUGCAUUACCUUGCAAAUGAACACCAGGGCCCUACUAUACGAAGCAAGUUUGGACAGAGUUUCAGCUUGACUAAACAUAACAAAAACAACCACAGUUAAGUAGUUUUACAACUUGGUUAACAACUUUUUCUGUCAACCAAGGUUUAGAUACUCAAGCUGUGUUUAAUCUUUGUGCACUUGCACAUGGAAUCAUGAUGUUUUUGACAAAAGUAUUGUAGUAACUGUUUUAUUUUAUUCAUAUCUAUGUUUUCUUUCACUUCGUUGUUGCCACAAACCUCUCAAAGUGACCAGAGGGGUCCACCUCUGUCAGAAGGCUAUUUCUAAUUGGUCGGUAGCUUGUCCUAAUUGAUCAAAGUUCUGUUUACAAUCCAAAAUUCCAAACUUGACAUGCUCUGGAGCAGGCGAAGUGUACAUCAUACGUUUUGUAGUAAAAUGGGAUCCAUCAGGGUUAGAUGGAACUUAGCAAGGCAAGAAAUCCUGCUUCAUGGGACAAGUUGUUGACAUCCCUGACAUAGAAAAGUGACUGGAAAGAACACAUUUUGAAUAACCACCAUAUAAAAAUACAUUUGGUAGGACUCUACAUGUUUCUACAAGUCCAUCUACGAUGCUUUGGUGAAUAUAGGUUGGAGUUCAUGAAUAGCAAAGUGUGCAGCUGUUCCAGUCAGAUGUGGAACUCAAUCAUGUGCUACAUGAUCCGGGAGUGGAGCUGGACCUCCUAUGCAUCUAAUAACUCAGCAAUAUUUGUUCUUGCUGAAACAAAGUUCACACGUACAGAGGAAUUUAGCACAACUUCAUUGCUGAAGUUCACACUAGUUUUGUUUGUCUUGAGUGUGAGGCCUUUCAAAUAGAAUCUACAUCCUUUGAGUGCACAUUAGAUUGGAUUCCAAUCGAAUUUCACUCCUUUAUCCUAGCAGUAGCACUUAGCACUGAAGAAUUCCUCCAUGCACCUUUGCCCAAACACAUUCCCACAAGUUGCUACUCUACUGAUUUCUUCUCAUGAGUGAUUCUUUUGUUCUUUUGGAAAAAUGUUUGAGUGAUAUUUGCAUCGUUGCUCAAAAAAUAGCAACAGAUGAAUGCUAGUUGGGAAGCUAAUAUAUGCUAAAAGUUACAUGGUUCACAAGAGAUCAUGAUCGCUUUGACUAUUUCACUGAUGAGGACUACUGACCAUUCACUUGAAGUGUUCACUUGAAUUGUCCGUACACUGUAACUGUAACAGCAAACUUAGUUGCUCCUUUUAUAUUUAAUUUGAAUUGUAAAGUCACUUUUGUAACAUUUUGUAUUUACUAGUGUUUGACUAUUUGCAGUACCAGGUUUGAAAUAAACUCAUUUUUGAAACA
Messenger RNA from Pygocentrus nattereri (red-bellied piranha), 3335 nucleotides. RefSeq names its product kelch-like family member 38b (gene klhl38b). Gene Ontology annotation, molecular function: protein binding. Lineage: Eukaryota; Metazoa; Chordata; Actinopteri; Characiformes; Serrasalmidae. Bases 212 to 1987 code for a protein of 591 amino acids. The transcript has 4 exons. The record is from RefSeq and is a predicted model, not a curated record.